GGAGGAAAGUUUUUUAAAAAUUUUUGUUUUAUAGAGGAAGGCCUAAAAGAUUGGCGCGAAAAGUCAUUAAUCAACAUCGCAAGGUCUGGAGGGAGUACCCAAUCAAAUGAUGUGAUUCAAUACGAGGAGUAUGAAUAUAUUUUGAAAAACAAAGAGAAUGUGUUAAACGACCAAAAGUUGACAAAAGAAAAUUUCAAAGUAUUCGAAAAGUCUGUUCAAACGCUUAAAGCUAAGGUUGAAGGUUUUAAGCAAAAUUUUGAAAAUUACACAUGUGGAGACGGCUUUGUGAAAUUUGUGAAGAAAGUUUUGAAGGAAUACUAUUCGAAAACUGCAGACGAUAUAUUUAAAACUAUAGGAAUCGACUGUUUCAAAUUGACAUCAGAAGCGGACGUUCCAACUUCAACUACCAAAAUCAAUCAACUACUCAAGCUAGUGAUUGAAUCCAAAAAAUUUAUUAGAGAUUUAAAUUCUGAAGCGGCAGAAGGCUCCUUUGUUGAUAUAUUCUCUUUUAUGAAAAAUCCGGAAAUGAAAGAGUUGGAAACGAUUUUUGAGCUGUCAAAAAUUCAGUCGAGAAAAUUAGAUGAAGAAAUUAAUGAAGAGAUUUAUAGGGAGCAUUUGAAAAAUAAAACUCAGAAAAAUAAAAUGAAGGAAUACAAAAAUGCGGUUGUGGAGGGUGCUGGUCCCAUUGGUUUAUAUUCUACCUACAAACUUUUUCUUGGUACGACAUGUUUUUAUAAAGAAGUUUAG
Meloidogyne enterolobii is the source of this 747-nucleotide messenger RNA. Lineage: Eukaryota; Metazoa; Nematoda; Chromadorea; Rhabditida; Meloidogynidae. The record is from the annotation of a GenBank genome assembly.